UAUCGCUUCGCGCCCAGUCGCAGCAACGGAACUACCUCGGCGCCUGACCAUUCGCUGCAAGACCUGACGCCCUACAAGCUGCCGCCACCGCAUUCAUGCGCCGACCGCCCCGCCGUCAUCCAUGACUACUCUCGUCCGGACUCGCCAGUCGCUACAAGUAUUGAGCAUGAGCAACCGGUCGGAACGACGCAGCAAACGCCUCGCGGGUACGUCGCUGCCCCUCCUACCGUCGCGAGCGUUACCGAGUAGCCAGGAACUGGACCCACAGCGGCAGCAGCAGCCAGCGGCGGGGACCAAGGGGAGAAAGCGGAAGGAUGCUGAUGCUGACUUGCCCUCCGCAGCCGCAGCAGUCUACGACGAGCAGGAUGGUGACUUCUUGUUUACGCGGGGUUCAAAGAGGGCUAAGACCGUCCCAGCGGCCGGGGAGGAGCCAGAGAUAGAGCCAGAGCCGACGCCAGCACCAGCCCCGGCAAAGAAGAGGGGGAGGCCGCCAAAGGCGGAAACAAGACGACGCGCCUCACCGCCAGCACCGGCGCCAGCAUUACAACCACCACCUUCGCAAUCCAGGCCAGCGGCAGCAACAGCAACAGCCACAACGAGGGGGAGGAGAGCGAAGAGGAAAUCAAGUCUGGACCAUGAGUCCGCGGCCCCACCACCACCACCACCACCACCACUAGAGGAAGAAGUAGCUGCGCCCAGAUCCAAAGUGAGGCGAAAGGGACGCGAACCAACGGUCGAGAAGAGGACUCAGCCAAGGGGGGGUAGAUCGGCGCAAGUGAAUGGGGCGCAUGAAGCGGAAGAGGAGGUAGGGGACGAAGACGAUGGCGAUCGACCAGAACUUCCGAGGCGCAAGGAAAGGACGCCACGGGCCGACCUACCUGUGCAAUCUCAGUCCCAGGUCAUCGCCUUACCUUUCAGCGAUACGCCCAUAAUCAACCGCAACAAGGAAUUCCGCAAGAAGGGCGGGGCAAGCGGCGGCCGGCGGAGCAGUUUGGGCAUGCGCGGGCGGCGGGCUAGUUCGCUCAUCGACAAUGGGCAUAACGCGCUCCCACACCGCGAGGUCGACCCGUCCGAGUUCUACAAGUACAUCGCGGCGGAUGGGCUAAGCGAACCGCGGCGGAUGAAACAGCUGUUGAUUUGGUGCGGGGAGAGGGCGCUUAGUGAAAAACCACCGCACGGAAAACCGGGGUCGAGUGCGGUUCUGGGGGCACGCGCUAUUCAAGAUCAGCUUCUCAGGGACUUUGGGGCGAGGUCAGAGUUCUCGGACUGGUUUGCGCGGGAAGAUGCGCCCAAACCACCAGUGCCGGUAGUCCUACAACCCAAUCCACGGAACGUCGACUACGACGCCAAGAUCGCAGAGCUAGAGGCCAAGAUUGAAAGAUUAAAAGCGCAAAAGAAGGCUUGGCAAGCCAUCGCCGCCCCUCUCCCCACGCUAGAACCCCUAUACCCAGAUCCCUCCGACCCGCGCAAAGCACCCCUGCCAGAUCCCGCCCUCCUCGACGAAUCCGAAGCCAAGAUCUUCUCCGCCCUCACCAGUCCAGACACGGCCUUCAGCUCCUUCAAGCGCCAGGUCCGCUCCCGUCUGCAGAACGUGCAGUCCGCGCUCGAGUUCAAGGUGGACCAGCUCGCCGACAGCGUGCACAAGCUCGACAUGCGGGUCGUAACGGCGGGCCGGGAGGCGGACGCAGUGCUCAAACUCAGUGCCGCGAGGCUUAGGGAGCGCGAGGAGAGGGAGAAGGAGAAGGUCGGGACGAAGGAGGUACCGGUUAUGGAGGUGCUGAGGAGUCUGGGCCGGAUCCUACCGGAAGGGGGUUGAACUCUUAUCUCUCUUUCAGGGGGAUAUAUUCAAAACUGGGGGUUUGGCGCGUGCUUUCAAUGAAAGAAUGAAUGGCAUAAUGAUAUCGCGGAUUGCGUUGGUGUUCUCGGUUCUCGGGUUGCGGGGUUCGUUGCAUAUUGCUGCUGCUGAUACUUUUGUUGCUGGGCAUACCGCGGAGACUGGACUC
Messenger RNA from Chaetomium strumarium, 2003 nucleotides. Its product is annotated as Mis12-Mtw1 protein family-domain-containing protein. Gene Ontology annotation, biological process: mitotic sister chromatid segregation; cell division. Lineage: Eukaryota; Fungi; Ascomycota; Sordariomycetes; Sordariales; Chaetomiaceae. Bases 122 to 1816 code for a protein of 564 amino acids. Gene Ontology annotation, cellular component: MIS12/MIND type complex. The transcript has 3 exons. The record is from RefSeq and is a predicted model, not a curated record.